CAGACUCGUUUAUCGCUGGUAAGUGACACUUUUUAACUUCUUUACAAACUCCCUCCUAGUAUUACUUCGAUGUAAAAAAUAACUGUAAAGGAACAACCUGUUUCUAGGUUCAUUGGCUUCUUUUUUAAACCACGAUAACAGGACUGCUUUGUGCUUCCGUUUCAAAAAACGAAAGUAACGCCAGACCUCGCGUUGUUUUGAGCUGCUUGUUUUUAAACCACAGACGACAUUACAGUUUGUACAGUCAUGGAGGCUGCCUGGUCUUUACGCAGCAGUGUUUGUCAGAGGAGGGAACUGAUGGAAGAAUCCAAACAGUGAAAUGUUGGAGCUGCAGCUCUGACACAUGGCACAUAGGUUUAAUCAGCUUGACCGUUAUCUUUUUUUUGUCGUGCGUCGAAAACAAAUCACGUUUGGGAGUAUCAGGGCACUUGGACUACGUCAGAGGACGAGAACGGAAAGAGACGAGAGUUCAGGCAAAUAAUAGAUACAGAUGCAGAGGCCAGACUCUCCUGGACCCAGCGAUGUGUCCUUGAAGAGAACUGAUUCUAAAGACAUCUUUAACUUUAAAGAUGAAAGGAUGCAGGAUCACAGACCAGACUCUCCUGGACCCAGCUGUGUGUCCAUGAUCAGUGAAGGCUGUAAAGCUCUUUCCAAAGAUGGAAGGAAACAGAUGCAGACACCAGACUCUCCUGGACCCAGCUGUGUGUCCUUCAAGAGUAAUGAUUCUAAAGACAUCUUGACUGACUUUAAAGAUGAAAGGAAACAGAUGCAGAGGCCAGACUCUCCUGGACCCAGCUGUGUGUCCUUCAAGAGUGAUGAUUCUAAAGACAUCUUUACUAACUUUAAAGAUGAAAGUAUGAUGCAGACACCAGAGUCUCCUGGACCCAGCUGUGUGUCCUUCAAGAGUGAUGAUUCUAAAGACAUCUUGACUAACUUUCAAGACAAAAGUAUAAUGAAGACACCAGACUCUCCUGGACCCAGCUGUGUGUCCUUCAAGAGUGAUGAUUCUAAAGACAUGGAUAUUAACUUUAAAGAUGAAAGAGUUCAACAGGAGAGCACCGAGGCUCCCCAGUCGGCCCAGUGGUCUCAAAAAGACCUGGACUCCACAUUUGAGCCGCUGAAGAAGAACAUCCACAGGUAUGUGGAGAAUGAGCUACAGAGAAUCCUGAGGGUUUUAAGUCCAGAUUAUCAAGCAGGCGUGGAGAGUGAGAAUGAGGAUGAAGAUCAGAUGGAUAUCAGAGAUGUAACGCUGAAGCUCACUCUGCACUUCUUGAGAAGAGCUAAGCAGGGGGAGAUGGCUGACUAUCUGCAUAACAGGACGGUCACUGCAGUGUGCCAACAAAAACUCAAGUCUAACCUGAAGAAGAAGUUCCGUUGUGUGUGUGAUGGGAUUGCUAGAGAAGGAAUCCACACCCACCUGAACGACAUCUACACAGAGCUCUACAUCACAGAGGGAGGGACUGGAGAGGUCAAUGAUGAACACGAGGUCAGGCAGAUUGAAACGUCAAACAUGAAACCACACAGACCUGAAAAAACCAUCAAACAAGAAGACAUCUUUAAAGCUUCACCUGAAAGACAGGAACCAAUCAGAACGGUGAUGACAAAGGGAGUGGCUGGCAUUGGGAAAACAGUCGUAACGCAGAAGUUCAGUCUGGACUGGGCUGAAGGAAAGGCCAACCAGGACAUACAGUUCACGUUUCCGUUUACUUUCAAGGAGCUGAAUGUGCUGAAAGAGAAACAGUUCACAUUGGUGGAGCUCGUUCAUCUGUUGUUUCCUGAAACCAAAGAAGCAGGAAUCUGCAAGUUUGAAGAAUUCCAGGUUGUGUUCAUCUUCGACGGUCUGGAUGAGUGCCGACUUCCUCUGGACUUUAAAAACAACGAGAUCCUGACUGAUGUCACAAAGUCCGCCUCAGUGGAUGUGCUGCUGACAAACCUCAAGGGGAAACUGCUUCCCUCUGCUCGCCUCUGGAUAACCACACGACCUGCAGCAGCCAAUCAGAUCCCUCCUGACUGUGUGGACAUGGUGACAGAGGUCAGAGGUUUCACUGACCCACAGAAGGAGGAGUACUUCAUGAAGAGGUUCCAAAAUGAGGAACAAUGCAGCGCUAUUAUCUCCCACAUCAAGACAUCGCGAAGCCUCAACAUCAUGUGCCACAUCCCGGUCUUCUGCUGGAUCAUUGCUUCAGUUCUGGAGGAUGUGCUGAAGACCAGAGAGAGAGGAGAGGGAGGAGAGGGAGGAGAGCUGCCCAAGACCCUGACUGAGAUGUACAUCCACUUCCUGGUGGUUACAUUCAAACUGAAGAACAUAAAGUAUGGUGGAGGAGAUGAGACGGAUUCACACUGGAAUCCAGAGAACAGGAAGAUGAUCGAGUCUCUGGGGAAACUCGCUUUUGAGCAGCUGAUGAAAGACAAGUUGAUCUUCUAUGACUCGGACCUGACAGAGUGUGGCAUCGAUAUCGGUGCAGCCUCGAAGUACUCGGGAGUGUUCACGCAGAUCUUCAAAGAGGAAAGAGGACUGUACCCGGACAAGGUGUUCUGCUUCGUCCAUCUGAGCGUUCAGGAGUUUCUCGCUGCUCUUCAUGUCCAUCUGACGUUCACCAGCUCCGGAGUCAACCUGCUGUCAAAAGAACAAAAAACAUCCAGGUGGUCCUUUAAGAGGGGAAACAAAUCAACACUUUUCUAUCAGUCUGCCAUCGACCUGGCCUUACAGAGUCCAAAUGGACAACUGGACUUGUUCCUGCGCUUCCUCCUCGGCCUUUCCCUGGAAACCAAUCAGAAGUACAUGCAAGUUCAGCCGACACCAAUAAGAGAGAACUCGCGGACUAAAAAGAAAACGGUUCAGUACAUCAAGAAAAAAAUCCGUGCUAAUCUGCCUGCAGAGAAAAGCAUCAGUCUGUUCCACUGUCUGAAUGAACUGCAGGAUAGUUCUCUAGUGGAGGAGAUUCAGGAGUCCCUGAGAUCAGGAAAUCUCUCCACAGAUAAACUGUCUCAUGCUCAGUGGUCAGCUCUGGUCUUUAUCUUACUGUCAUCAGAAAAAGAUCUGGACGUGUUCGACCUGAAGAAAUACUCUGCUUCAGAGACGGCUCUUCUGAGGCUGCUGCCAGUGAUCAAGGCGUCCAACAGGGCUCUGUUGAGUAGCUGUAAACUGUCAGAGAGAAGCUGUGAAGCUCUGUCUUCCAUCCUCAGCUCUGAGUCCUCUCGUCUGAGAGAGCUGGACCUGAGCAACAACAACCUGCAGGAUUCAGGAGUAAAACUUCUGUGUGAUGGACUACAGAGUCAGAACUGUAAACUAGAGACUCUCAGUGUGUCAGGUUGUCUGAUCACAGAGGAAGGCUGUGCUUCUCUGGCCUCAGCUCUGAACUCCUCCAACCUGAGAGAGCUGGACCUGAGCUACAAUCAUCCUGGAGAACCAGGAAAGGAGCGGCUGUCUGCUCGACUGAAGGAUCCAAACUGCAGACUGGAGAAGCUGAGUUUGGACCAUGAUGGACCGCAGAGACUGAAACGUGAUGUGAGGAAAUACGCUUGUGAACUGGAACUGGACACAAACACAGUGUACAAGUUCCUCAAACUGUCUGACAACAACAGAAAGGUGACGCGUGUGUUGGAGGAAGAGCGGUAUCCUGAUCACCCCGACAGGUUUGAACACUGGCCUCAGCUGCUGUGCGGGGCCGGUGUGACCGCUCAGUGUUACUGGGAAGUCGAGCUGAGCGGACGAGUUCUUGUAUCGAUGACUUACAGAGGAAUUACAAGGAGAGGAUUCAGUAAUGAAUGUGCGUUCGGAUGGAACGAUCACUCCUGGAGUAUGAUCUGCCAUGACCGUGGUUACAUCGUCAGACACAACAACAAAGAAUCAAAGAUCCCCUCCUCCUCCGUCUCUAACAGAGUAGGAGUGUAUGUGGACUAUCCUGCAGGCACUCUGUCCUUCUACAGAGUCUCCUCUGACACACUGAUCCACCUCCACACCUUCAACACCACAUUCACUGAACCUCUUUAUCCCGGUGUCGCACCCUGGUCAGUAGGCUCCUCCGCAUCCCUGUGUCCUGUAUCGUAUUGAGGCUAUCUCUCCAUUAGCUACAUGUGUACAGUGAAUGACAGACGGAAGUGGAUAAUUAUCUUAACUCCCUGUAAUGCAGAAUAGGAAAUGUAAAAGCUCUCGUUACUUUAAGUGUAAUAGCCGACGACUACAUGAGAUCGGAAUCAGAAUCGGAGUUUAUUGCCAAGUAAAUUUACACAUACAAGAAAUUUGACUUGGUGUAUUGGUGCUAAACAAUUAACAAGGAAAUAAAGCAGAACUAACAACAACUUCAAUAAUACAGUA
Messenger RNA from Labrus bergylta (ballan wrasse), 4318 nucleotides. The record is from RefSeq and is a predicted model, not a curated record. Lineage: Eukaryota; Metazoa; Chordata; Actinopteri; Labriformes; Labridae.